UUCAAUCUGGUUAUUUUGGCGAAUUUGAGCCAGACACUUGAACAGUAGUAGCAUGUUAGCCAACAUUUUAUUUCUGGUUUUGGUAAUUUUUGUUCAGUACAAUUGUGAGUUUAAGUUGAUGAUUGAAGUUUUGUUGAGCAUAUUUUAUUUAUUUAAGGUCGGAAAGCUUUCUAGGACGGUAAAAUUUGUUUUUGACGGGAAAGUAAAAAUUUAGAGUUCAUGGAAUUUGAUAUUUUGCGCAGAGAAUGGAGGAUUUGAAGAGCUUUUGGUCGUUUUUUGGCUGUAAACAUUGGGUCUAAGGACUUUCUUGCGACCCUAUAUAAAUUCCUGGGUUUCUGCUUCAUGCCUACGGAUUCAGGAUUUUUGUCCAUCGAUUUUUCUGUUUCUCUAAGGAUUUGAGAGUUUGUUUUUCGCUUUCAGAAAUCUGAAUGAUCUUGUUUCUUUAAAGUGAAGAUGGCGACAAGUUUCAAGAACCCAAUUUCUUGUGGUGAGUUGUUUCAAUGGGGUGUCCGCAAGCGUACUGGAUGGGAGAAGCCACAAGUAAAGAAGGAUGAGAAGAUUGUGGAGAAAAAAUCCACCAUUUGUGCGGACAGACUUGCUGCUCCAGGAAUAAUCCCCUGUUCCCCACAAGAACAGUGUAAUCAAAUCCCCUGUACACCACAAGAACAUUUGCUUGAAAUCCGCUGUUCCCCACAUGAUCGGUGUAAUCAAAUCCCCUGUACACCACAAGAACAUUUGCAUGAAAUCCCCUAUUCCCCACAAGAACAAUGUCAUCCAAUCCGAUCAGCCCUUGAUAAAAAGAUAGCACUACCCUUCAGUAACAGCUCUCAUUCCCUGCCACCUCCCAAAGAAAGAAGUACUAGAUCACAGCAUCGAAUGAGUCAUAUAAUGUGCACCAGGAACAGCAGUAAUACAGAGAGAAGGAACACAAUGCAAGACAACAAGCCCUUGAAUCUGGAGACUUUUGUCUGGCCAAAAUUGAGCCUAAGCCUAUCCCUCAGAGAGCAAGAGGAAGAUUUCCUGGCAAUGAAGGGCUCAAAGUUGCCAUUGAGACCCAAAAAGCGUCUCAAGUGUAUCCAGAAGGCAAUACAGGAUGCUACUCCUGGUUUUUGGCUUAGCAAUGUUUCUCAAGAACGGUAUGAAGUCAGGGAAAAUAAAUCCACAAGAAAGAGACCGAGGGGAUGAAAGCUAUGCAAGGAGUAUGCAGUGACUUGGAAUAAGCAGGCGGUUCCAUCAUUUGUGGAGAACAAAUCCACCAUUUGUGCGGACAGACUUGCUGCUGCAGGGAUAAUCCCCUGUUCCCCACAAGAACAGUGUCUUCAAAUCCCCUGCUCCCCACAAGUACACUGUCAUCAAAUCCAAUCAGCCCUUGAUAAAAUGAUAGCACUGCCUUCCAAUAAAAGUUUUCAUCCCCUGCCAUCUGCUCCAGAAGGAAGUAGCAGAUCACAGCACCGGAUGAAUAAUAUAAUGUGCACCAGGAGCAGCAAUAAUACAGAGGGAAGGAACACUAUCCAAGACAACAAGCCCUUGAAUCUGGACACUUUUGUUUUGGAUGCCAACUUUUCUGUUUCUUGCCCUAACAACUGCAGUAUGCAAUUGAUGCAGAGACCGAGGGGAUGAAAGCUAUGCAAGGAGUAUGUAGUGACUUGGAAUAAACAGGCUGUUCCAUCUCAACUGUACUUGCAAAGACUGUCUAUUUCAAUGUAUGUAUCAUAAACCACAUUGGUUUGUCAGGUGAAACUGGAGAUCCCCCAUUCAAUUUGUCUAGUACAUGACCAGAAAUUGCAAACCAAGCCUAGAAAUCUUGAGGAACUCUUGAUUGGUUUGCAAUGAAUGUGAAAUAAAAAACAAAUGUAUAGAAAUCAACACUAACAGUUAUGAUGGAUGUAAUUUUCUGACUUCCACUACAAUCCCAAAGCAUUAUUUAUUGUACCAAUUCUUUAUUUGUUUUGACA
Cryptomeria japonica (Japanese cedar) is the source of this 1955-nucleotide messenger RNA. RefSeq lists its product as uncharacterized. The record is from RefSeq and is a predicted model, not a curated record. The transcript is spliced from 3 exons. Lineage: Eukaryota; Viridiplantae; Streptophyta; Pinopsida; Cupressales; Cupressaceae. The coding region runs from base 454 to 1185 and encodes 243 amino acids.